AUCUAAAAUUGCCUAUGGUCGACAAUAUCCGAUCGAAUGAAACAUGAAACCCCUUCGCGGUAACUGAGCGUAACUUUUUUCUAUUACUCGAUAUACGAUUUAUGUCACACUUGAAUCGAGAACUUGACGAAACUACCUAGAGCUUUUGUAAUCAUUCGCUGCGAUUAUUUUGUUAAUUCCAUAGAAUCGCCUACGAAAAUCGGCGGAAUAUACCGCUACGAAUAUAACAAAAAUGGCGUAUCGUGGUGUAAAGGGAUCCGACCCGUUUGUGUCCAAGACUUCGCGAAAUGAGCGUUUUGCGCAGAUGUCAAAGCAGGAGCAAAUCAUUCAACAGAAAAAGUUGGAGAUCCAAGCGAAGCUGCAAGAGCAGAAGGCGAAGGAAGCCGUAGAAUGCAUGAAAAAGUCGAGUUCGUCAGCCUCGACAAGCACAACGAGCAGUAAAGGCAGUGGUCUAAAAGAAGAAGACGAGAAGCCCACCACGUCCUACUCCAUGAACGUAUUUGCCAACGAUGGUAGUUUUCUCGAUCAGUUUAAGAAAAUGGCUACUAAAGGAGGCGACAGGCAAGAAACGAUACAACAGGACAGAUCCGAGGAUAAAAGGAAGGACGAGAAAAGUUACGAGGGUAGCAGAGACAGGGACAGAGAAAGAAAGCGGAGCAGCGAGAAGAGCAGGGACUGGGAGAGUAGACGGGACCGUAGGAGAAACGAUUCACGGUGGGGACGAAGUUCAGAUAGAAGGCACAGUUCCUCCUCGAGCCCGUCGCCGACGAGGAGACGGUCACCCAGUCCAGAGACGCGUCUCGGUUACAACCAGUCGCAGAAUGGACAGCGGUUGCAGUCCACAAGUUACAAUCAGCAGUUUCCGAUCCAAAGCAACAACCACGUCUCUUCCAUCCCGUCUCUCAUGUCCCAGCCGGUGAUGCAAAUGACGAACAUACCGCCACCUAACAUGAGGAACAUGACGCCGAGCGUGCCGUCCGCUCACAUGCAGAGGGUACCGGUGUCGAAAAAUUUUAACAACAGUUACUCCAGCGUGAACAAUCACUCGAAUAGCGUUCGAAUGCCACUUGCACCAUCGCACGUCAUACGCCCCCCUCCACCCCCUUCGCUCCAGAGCAUUCCACCGAACACGAAUGUCCCGCCGCCGAACAUGCAACUGCCUCAGACCAUGCCGAUGCCGAACUUGUCCCCGGCGUCGAGUGGCCAGCAGCAGCACAUCAUGCAAGGUUCGCAACAGCGCAGCGUGCCGCCUCCGAACAUCCCUCCGCCUAACAUGCCGCCACCGAGCAUCCUGCCGCCGAUGUCGCAAAUGCCACCGAACAUGAUGCCCAUCGCGGGCUCGCAGGCGAUCGUGGUAACGAUGCCGAACGUGGCCAGCGUGCCACCCCCAAAUGUGAUAACGCCCAUGAUAAUGUCAGCGCCACCGCCAGUGCACGCUGUCCCGUCGACAAUCAAUUCGGUCCCACCGCCGAACCUGAACAUCCCUCCGCCGAACAUCCCGCCCCCCACUGUCAUCCCAAACGCGGCACCACCACCACGUGGUCUCGUGUCCGCUGGCUACACUCUUUCUAAUCAGGUACCUCUCACCGUGGGACCACCCAAUGUACAAAUACCGCCACCCGUGAGACCGCCAACCAGCUUGCAAAGCUCCGAGCAACAAGUGUGUCUAGUAGAGGCUGAGCAACUGGCGCGCAUCGUGGCCGACUGCGGGGAUGAAAUUGAACAAGAAGUGCGAGAGAAGAACGCCCAAGAUCCUAAACUAUGGUUUCUGCACCAAAAGCAAAGUGCAGCGUAUCUGCAGUACAGGGGAUUGGUUUCGAAGUUACGUGCCGAGAAACCAGAUAAGCAUAAGGAGAACAGUGGCGCGGAGCUAUAUUGCCCUGAGGAAGCUCUUAGUGACAAUGACGAGGUCGAAAAAUCUCAGAAAUCUCAUGCGAUUCUACACGCAGAUCAGCCGAAGGAUGAUAAUAGGGAAGAACGCAAAAGAAAGAGACGGAGUCGCUGGGGUGACGCAGACACGAAGGUUCUUGUUACCGAUACGAACGUACCUUCCGGUAAUAGGGCGAGCGCUGUACUUCCGCAACCUGGUAUAGCCAUACCGGGACAGAUCGGGCAACCCGCGGUUAUAUUACCUCCUUCAUCAAAAGGGCAACAAGUGAAAUCAAAGAAUCCGAUGCUCACGAAAAUCUCACGGAACGAUCCCGCGCUUAUUCACUAUGCGAGACAGACUUUUGGCACACUCGAGCUGAGCGAAGAACAGUGGAAAAAGGCAGAGGAUCAUUACAAGAUAAAUCUCUUGUACCAAAACCUACUGAGGAAAAGGGAAGAAGUGAAGCGUUUAGAAGCGCAAGGGAAACACAAGUAUGAAUACGAUAGCGAUGAGGAGACGGAAGGUGGUACCUGGGAACACAAACUGCGAUCCGCCGAGAUGGAAGCGACGCAAAUGUGGGCCGAGGAAUUGACCGCACAGGCCGAGGGCAAACAUCACAUUGGCGAUUUUCUACCACCCGACGAGUUGAAGAAAUUUAUGGAGCAAUAUAACGCCGUGAAGCAAGGGAAGGAACCUGACUUGAGUGAUUACAAGGAAUACAAAUUAAAAGAGGAUAACAUAGGGUUUCAAAUGUUACAAAAACUUGGAUGGAGCGAGGGACAAGGUUUAGGUAGCGAGGGUAGCGGUCGUAUCGAACCAGUUAAUAAAGCAACGAAUAGACUCGAUAGUGCGGGUCUAGGAUCUGAGCGACCAGACGGAGUGUCCAGGGACGACGAUGAAUUUGAUGCAUAUAGAAAAAGAAUGAUGCUUGCUUAUAGAUUUAGGCCUAAUCCAUUGAAUAAUCCCAGGAGACCUUAUUAUUAGGAACCAAAAAAAUAUAUAUAUAUACGUGAACAUAUAUAACUCUUUCUACCACAAAUGUAGUAAACGGUCUUUAUUUUGUACAUUUAAAGAUGUAAAUUUCAUUUUAGAAUAUAUUUCUUAUAAAUC
Ooceraea biroi (clonal raider ant) is the source of this 2980-nucleotide messenger RNA. Its product is annotated as SURP and G-patch domain-containing protein 1. The record is from RefSeq and is a predicted model, not a curated record. Gene Ontology annotation, molecular function: RNA binding. Gene Ontology annotation, biological process: RNA processing. Lineage: Eukaryota; Metazoa; Arthropoda; Insecta; Hymenoptera; Formicidae. Gene Ontology annotation, cellular component: nucleoplasm.